Molecule: messenger RNA, 2118 nt
Organism: Rodentolepis nana
Lineage: Eukaryota; Metazoa; Platyhelminthes; Cestoda; Cyclophyllidea; Hymenolepididae
Source: the annotation of a GenBank genome assembly
AUGAGCUCUCGUCGCGUGGACAUUCGUACAACUAGGAAGGCCCGACCUAUCUCAGAAUCCAUCUCAACGCCGUCUUCGAAUACUAGAACCCGUUCGGACGUUCAAGCCCCGCAAAAAAAUGCAAGGAAAAAAUCUGGUAAACUAUCUAAGGCACCUUCAUCGAAGAAGGAUGAUUCUACUUCGAAGCCCGAACAGCUAUCUCCUAAUUUCGAUGCGCAGAUGAAAUCUCGUCGUCGGCGUGCAGAUACUUCUGACUAUAUUCGUCGUCGAUUCCUCUAUGAUGACAAUGAGGGCGAAAAUUCGAAGGAAAAAUCUAAUAAAUCGAAGACCUCUAAAUCUCUGAAGCGUGUUUCAUCCCAUGAAACUAAAUAUCGAACUUCUCCUUUGGCUCUAAUGGCUGCAUCAUCAGCUAACUACCAGAGGAAUCGAAAGAAAAAUACCGACAGAAGUCCUUCGCCUGUUCGUUCGCGGUCCCCACGAGGUCGCAGGGGUAGAAGACCAAGAGUAUUUUCUCCAGAUAUGGGGGAAUACUCUGAGGACAAUUUGUCAAAUUAUGAUGUAGGAGCUUCUGGCGAUGAAGAAUUUUCUGAAGGUAUAGAAGGAAGAAUAUCCGAAAGUUAUUCGCAUCGUCAUUCACGAGUUGAAUAUGAUGAAAACACUCAAUUAAUAAAACCAAUGUUUCGAAGGGUUCAAAAGAGAGAUUCUUAUCGUACUGAAGAUUUUCAUUCCGAGUCACACCAGAAUUAUGAAUCCAACAUUCCGGAUUUAAUUUUCGAUGAUGGGAUACCGGAUUUUACUAGACGUCGUGGACCAAUAUCUUUAAGUCGACGUGUCCGUCAUCGUAUCGUUCCUCGAACGUCUCUAUCAAGGGAUGUUAAUAAAGAAAUGCCUGAUUAUAAUGAGAAUUACGAUAUGGCUGAUUCAGAUCCUGAUUUCAGACAUCAAGUUCGUGGUAAUUUCCCCCUUGAUCAUAAUAUCUCUAUGGAGGAUUCUAGCCGCUUGGAGGUUGGUGAUUGGGGCGGACAUAUUGCGGGUAUUGAAUCAGAUGACCUAAAUUCGAACAAUAGGCAAGCCCCUGUGGAGAUUGAAGACUUUGCUGGUGAUUUGUUGCCACAAACUGCUACAAGCUCAAAUUGCCCUCCAUCUUCGGGUAGUAGUCGUCGAAAAUCCCCAGUUCGUCCAAUGCAGGUUAUUCGUAAUGAAAUUCCUCUAUAUCACUCGGAGAAUGGGGGUAAUCUUGGUCAUUCUUCUGGUGCGAAUCUUAUUCAACCUACUAGUACAGCUUCUGCUGGUUUAGUGGAUUUAUGUGCAGCUGCAGUUCUCGAUUCAUCAGGUCAGACCAGUGUUCCAGCCUCCCAAACUUCCACUCAGAUUCCCAUCUCGAAUGUUCAGGCUUCUUCUGUGCAACCAAUCAUCGCAAAUGCUGCUCAGUAUUCUCUUAUUAAUCCGGGAUUGGUUUCACUUCAGACAGACGGUCGAGUAUUUGUAGAUACUAGUGUUAGAGCCCCAAUAACUGGGUACACUAUCACUUCAACUCCUCCGAUGUCUAAGAUAUCAUUAAUGCAAGGGAGAAUAAAUUAUGGAACACCACAAAAUGCUUCUAAAAGUAGAUCAUCCACUUCAUUAGCAGCUUCCUCUAAAGGUGGGGGUUUGUCAAAUUCUUUGGCGAAUUCCAGUACUAGGCGUCGUCCAACAAUUCUUAAACGCAAGGAAGUACCCCCAACUUCAAGUACUAUUGCGCCACCGCCUCCACGAAAAGCUUCACCAGUUAACCGUCCACCGCCACCACCUUUCAUGCGUAAUGCAUUGAGAAAUAUGCAGACAUCGCCUCUUAUUUCCACUCUGCAGCGUUCUGUCCGACCAGUGACAUACACCAUAGUUUCACCCGGACAGGCUGGUGGUAUUUUUACUGUCACCCCGACGUCUAAUCUUCAGCAAUCCUCCACUCCAUCCGCUAGUUCUCAGACAGCUAGCUCACGUCUUUUUGGUACCAAACGCGCUUCUGCGGGUUCAAUUACCGAAGUGAGGCCUAUUCCACCUUCACAGUCUAAUGUUGCUGUGAUUUCCUGCCUACCUGCUCAAUCGAUUGUCAAUCCUUCCUAUAGAAACUGCGAAUAA